AUUUGAUCCUUGAACCCAACACUUAGCUAGCAUACCAUUAAAACAAGUAGAACGUGUAUGGCUAAAUCAACACUAUUGGGAAAUGAAAACAUGAUAAUUUCAAUGAUUUUCUCAUCUUUGCGAUAUAAUCAACAACCUAUUAAUUUCAGCCCAUUGAUAUUCUCCAACAAGAGGGUUAUGAUAGAAAACCUAAUUUCUCAUACAAUACACUUAGAUGCAUACAUAACCAUUGCUAUUGCUAUUAAACAACAAAUACAUCUCUAUAUAAUCAAAUUCAAGCUUAAAUAGAGAACCCACCUUGACAAUUUCAAUGCAAUGUUGAACUCCAUUCCUCGUUCAGCAUACUAUUUUUUUCUCAAUCUCCAGCUGUUUUGCAUCAUCAAAAAGUAAAGACAACGUGACUAGAAUAACGAAAAGCUAUGCUGGCAGCCAGUCGGAGAUUGAGCACAGCGGCAGAACAAACUGCACGUCUAACUAAAUUCUCUCUUCAAGCCCCAAAAUAUGUAGAAGUGGAAUUUGCCAAUGGUAGUGUAUUCAAGUUGUCUGCUGAAUUUCUCAGAAUAAAUAGCCCUGCAGUUGAUGGAAAAAUUAGAUCAAUUGGAGGUGAAAAGGUAAUAUCUGGAAGACGCCAUGUGGGAAUUAUGUCUGCAGAACCAGUAGGAAACUAUGGGGUAAGGCUCAAUUUUGACGACUUGCAUAAAACCGGUAUUUAUUCCUGGGAUUAUUUCUAUCAUCUAGGAAGCAAGAAGUUUACCCUCAUGAGAAAUUACAUUAAAACACUGAAGAAACAUGGGCUUAGUCGAGAUCCCCGAGGAAGAAAGUGAUGCAGACAUCUGUUUGAUUACCCAAAUAUAGUUUGAGAUAUGUUUGGAAGUUGUUGAAACUUCAUUUGUUGAAACUGGAACUUUUAAUAUUGUAGAUUUUGUUGAAUGAAAUUUGAAUGAUGGGCAUCAAUAUAAUGAGUCUACACUCAGAAAAUAAGAGUGUUUUGCA
This is a messenger RNA of Medicago truncatula (barrel medic), 993 nucleotides long. RefSeq lists its product as uncharacterized. Bases 420 to 824 code for a protein of 134 amino acids. The transcript has 6 exons. NCBI's taxonomy places the organism in Eukaryota, Viridiplantae, Streptophyta, Magnoliopsida, Fabales, Fabaceae. The record is from RefSeq and is a predicted model, not a curated record.